AUGGCGCUUCGCACCAGUGUGGUGCCACGAGCUGACAGACCACCUGUCAUUCCGCCCUCCCUGCGCCGAGACGCAGCGCGAGACGUGGCCACACCAGUCCGCCCGCAGGGCGCGGCGGACGAGCCGCCGGCGAAGCGGGCGAAGCGACGGAGGAGUGCGGCCGAAAAGCUGUUGGCGAGGGCCGAGCUGGAAGCGAAGUCCAGGAGCACCGAGGUAGAGGCACCUCAAUGGCCCGAGGCUGCUCUGCUGGGCCAGGAACUCUUCACCAAGGCCCUGGAGGCCUCCAAGGGAUUCCAGGUGGCUCCCCCAGUGGGGCGGCAAGCCGCGCUUCAUUUGGCCUCCAUGACCGGCUCGACUUUGAGGUUGGCUUGGUCGCUUGGGCUGUUGGACUCCUCGCCUGAUUGGCAAGGGCUUUUCGAGGAGAAACUGUUCGAGGCUCUUCAAGUCUCCAACUUGGGAUUCCUCUCUCCGGAUCUCCAGCGCCAAUGGCGAAAGCCCAAGGCCUCCGUGUGGCAGCGCUUGCAACACUUAGCCUCAUUGGAUCGACUCCUGCUGGGCUUGUGGGCCGAGGAGCACGCUGUUCCUCAUCCCUGUGAACUCUCCGAGCUUGCUGUCGAGCAAUUUUUGCAGGACCCUUCCACGGCAGACCACAUCGCCCAGCUCUUCCAGAGCCCCGCGGCUGCGGACGCUGCCCGACGCCUGGGCCUGGCUCCGUCGAGGGCGAAGAAGACGGCGCGGAGUCAGAGGCCGUGCUGGGCGCUGCGGUGGCUGCGGGCGCGGUGGCUGGAAGGUGCAUGCAGCCUGGUGAAAGCUGAAGGAUGUAGCCGAAAACAGAUGCUCAGAUAUGUGACCCAUUGGCAGCUGGUGGGGCGUGAUGUCACUGCACGUUACCUCGCCUUCGUCAUCCCGAGCCCAAAGGUCCUGCGAGAAAUCCAGAAGCGCUGUGGCAGUGGCGGUUUGGUGGAGCUUGGGGCUGGCAUGGGCUACUGGUCGCACUUGCUGGCGAACUCCGGCGUGGAGGUGGUCGCCUUGGAUGUGGAUCCACCGGAGAAGUCCAGGUUCAAGGUUCAGCUGGGCGACGCGAGUUCCCUGCCAAAGUUGCAGAGGGAACUGCUGCUCCUUUGCAUGCCUCCUCCGGGUGAAGCUGCCUGUGCCGAUGAAGCGCUGCGACACUUCACCGGCCGAUAUGUCGUCUAUAUCGGCGAGUGGUAUAGCGGAAUGACUGCAACACGGUCCUUCCACGAGUCUUUAUGGGCCAACUAUGACCUGGAGCUACGAUUGCCGCUCCCCUGCUAUCCCAUGCUGCGACUGGAAUGCUUCAUUUUUCGCGUGCGGUCGGUCAAGACGACCAAGCGGGCGCGGAAGAAGGAGGCGGAAGAGGUGACGACGGAGGCCAACUGGCUUCUCACCUGCGACCACUGCAGCUUCUGUGGACCCUUGCGCUGUUGCCCUACCACGCGCUACUGGCGGCUUUGUUCAGAAAGCUGCUAUGAGGCCAUGAAGGCUGAACAGGAGGCGUUCUUGAAGCUGCAAAACUGUGGUCUUGAGCCGGAGGUCCCUCGCUGGGACUGGUGGGAAGAGCAAGCCUGGAUUGAUGACACCUCAACGAAGCAGUGGGCCAAGCUGAAACGAGCGACGCCACAGUCGGAGAUCGAAGGGUGGAGAACAAAAAGCCACCUGGCAAUGACGACAUGGCCACAGCCUUUGAAGUUGGCGUUGAGUCAAGAAGUUGUGCCGUCAAGAAGUUCUGGCCGUCAAGAAGUUGUCUUUGUGAAGUUUUGGUGUCUCCAAAACGUUUGGGACCGUUUGGUAGUUUGGGACGUUUGUUUUGAUCAAUCAAUCUGCAAUCGACUUGAAUGGUUAUCUUCCAAUCACAUUUUGGGAUUUGACACAUAA
Molecule: messenger RNA, 1896 nt
Organism: Durusdinium trenchii
Lineage: Eukaryota; Dinophyceae; Suessiales; Symbiodiniaceae
Source: the annotation of a GenBank genome assembly